CACAUGUCCCUUAAUAACUUUGUGCGACAUCAUUCGCCGUUAACGGAUACCAUGGGAAUGAAUGAGAAGUGCCGUAAACUGAAUCUCACCUGUCGCAAAAAGUCAGUGACUUCUCUUAUAAAACGGCAUUUUUUUCGUAGUAAACUUUAAAAAUAGUUCAACCCAAAAGUAUUUUUUAGUGUAAAACAUGUUGAAGAUUAGCAGAUAGUAUGUCGAUUCAUUAAAUGAUAUGCUGUUUCCUCUAAAAAGCUGUUUAUUCAGCGUUGUGAAGCCUCUCCUCCCUUGACAUCCAUUAAAAAAAACGGCCUCUGGUGUCCUUUCCCACGUAGGAAUGCCAGACCGGAAGCGUUAGCUAUAGCCGCUACGCUUUUUCGGCUAAUGGGUGCAGGCUUGCUUUGUAGUCGCUUUGGCUGGCACGCGCGAGCAGUGACGUGGAUUAUCAUCCAUUGCUGUGCGAAAUCAGUGAAGUCACUGCAUUCAACUAACGUUACUAAUUUACUCCUCUGCAGUGGGUCUGGACUAUUUUUUACCUUAUGUAAUAAGUGUCCAGUGAGGAGCAGCACAUCAACAUGAUUAAAGGCAAAGUUGAAAACAUUAAAGACAAAAUCGAUGGCAACGAGCUUGAUUUAAGUCUCAGUAAUCUUACAGAAGUGCCAGUCAAGGAUUUGGCAGCAUUUCCAAAGGCAACAGUUUUGGAUCUCUCCUGUAAUAAUCUAACGGCUCUAAAUCCUGAAUUCUGCAGCUUGACUCAGCUCAUCAAAAUUGACCUGAGCAAGAACCAGCUUGUCUGCUUACCAGAAGAAAUUGGGCAACUCAGUAGUCUCCAGCACUUGGAUUUAUACAACAACCAAUUAAAAAAGCUUCCCGUUGGUUUUUCACAACUCAAGAGUCUGAAAUGGCUGGAUCUGAAGGAUAACCCACUGGAGCCAGCAUUGGCCAAGGCUGCAGGCGAUUGCUUGGAUGAGAAGCAGUGCAAACAGUGCGCAUCCAGGGUUCUCCAGCACAUGAAGCUACUGCAGGAAGAAGCAGAAAAGGAACGAGAAUGUCGAUUGUUGAAAGCGAGAGAACUAGAAAAGAAAAAAGAAGCCAAGCUGAGGGAAAAGGAGGCCAGGGAAAAGGAAGCACAAAAAAAGAAAAAAACAGAAGAGAAAGAGAGGAAGAGAAAGGAGUAUCAAGCUCAGAUGGCUACUUCUGCGGCACAAGAACAACAGAAAAAGAAGAAAGAGAAGAAAAAGAAAGCUGCUCAAAAUCAAGGUAAAAAUACAGCAUCCGAGUGUGUGCCCAAAGCCAAGCAGUCCAUCUGCUCCCUGUUCUUCUUUCUGCUCCUAAAACUCCUUCUCCUGCUAAUUGUGGGAGUAGCAAGUGUAAUAGCAGUUUGUCAGUUGACUGAACUGAGGAAGGAGGCGUUCUGUGUUCCACUCAACGUGCACUUUGAGGAGACAGUGAGGUGGGCUCAGGGUCUGGAGGUCGUGCAGCAGGUCAUUCAGAAAAUAUCUGAUCUCUGAACAUAAAACGCUGUCUGAUAAUGAUACGGAUCUGAGCCUCUCAGGAGACGCACUGGGACCAAGUCACAGACCUGUCUGCAGAAAUUCCUAUGGAAUUGUUUCUUCCCUUACUGCAUCUUUAAAAAAAAAAUCCAUGUGAUAACCAUGGACCAGUUU
Messenger RNA from Carassius carassius (crucian carp), 1661 nucleotides. RefSeq names its product leucine-rich repeat-containing protein 59-like. NCBI's taxonomy places the organism in Eukaryota, Metazoa, Chordata, Actinopteri, Cypriniformes, Cyprinidae. Gene Ontology annotation, molecular function: protein binding. The coding region runs from base 570 to 1505 and encodes 311 amino acids. The transcript has 8 exons. The record is from RefSeq and is a predicted model, not a curated record.